UAAUCAAUUUUUAUUUGUAUUUUGCAAGUAUUUUAAGGACUUCCGCUUGAGAUGAUGUAAUUUAGUCAGCUUAAUGGCGACUCUCGACGCUCUGUUCGAUGCGACUUCCCGUUCUUUUGGGAGUAAUGUCGCCGUCACCUAUAACUCUGGAUCAAUGCGAGAACACAUCACGUACAACGAACUGGUUGUUCAAGCGUCCAAAGUUGAAGACAUUUUGGAGACAUUGUGCAAAAGACAAGAAACCAUAGCGAUAUAUUCCAAACAGUCAAUUAGUUUAGUGUCUUGCAUUCUUGGAGUGUUGAAGUCUAGAAAUUGCUUUGCACCAAUUGAUUUGUACUGGCCUCCAGACAUGAUCCGCAAGUUUCUAUUGAAACUGAGCAUCCAUCUUGUUUUAUUAGAAGAAGAGCUACUCGAAUCAUUUGAAAAAUGUUUACUGCAAUGGAAACCAUUUCUACCUAAUGGCAGCAAAGUAGAAUUUGUCUGUGAUCAAGUCCUUGUUAACAGUGGUUUUAUACUCUUAAGAUGGCAAGAUGAAUUAAGGGAGGGGAAAGAGAAUAGUGAGGAUCAGGGCAUCGCAUAUGUCAUGCAGACAUCUGGUACAACAGGCGAAGCAAAAGCCAUCAGAGUACCACACAUGUGCAUAGUGCCAAACAUCACUGACUUGAGGAACAUCUUCAAAGUGACAUCUGAUGAUGUGAUGUUCCUUACCUCUCCCUACACCUUUGAUCCUUUCAUUGUUCAGAUGUUCACAGCAUUUGCAGCUGGAGCCAGACUUGUAAUUGUGCCUGACAAUGUUAAAAUGGUGCCGUCUAAGCUUUGCAGCAUUCUUUUUGAUGAAGAAAGAGUCACUAUUUUACAGCCCACUCCAUCACUGUUGUACCACAUUGGUCAAGAACUGAUUCAGUCAAAGAUUCUCGAUAAAGAUUCAUCUCUCAGAGUGCUUGCAUUUGGUGGCGAAGCCUGCCCUACCCUCUCCACUCUUAGAAAAUGGAGGUCUCCUGAGAGUAACAGCUCAAUCUAUAAUCUUUAUGGCAUCACAGAAGUUUCCUGUUGGGCAUCUUGUCAUAAAAUUACUGAUCGUGAGUUGGAGGAUACAAGUGCUGAUUUUCAUGGUAUUUCAACAUCUGGACAUGUAAGCCUGGAGAGCCACAAAGCCAGUUGGGUUAGUGAAGUACCUCUUGGUACUUCUCUGACAGACACAACCAUUGAGGUGCGAGAUGCAAAUGGGAAAAUUGUUUUGGAAGGAGUGGGACAAAUAUACAUUGGUGGUGUAAAUAGAGUGUGUCUCCUAGACAAUGAAACCCAACUCCACCUGGGAACAAUGCGUGCCACAGGGGACUGGGCUUAUGUAAAAGACAAGACCAUUUGGUACCAAGGACGCAAAGACAGGCAGAUCAAGCGAAUGGGAAAGAGAAUAAAUCUGGAUUGGAUUGAACGGCAGAUUUCUGAGCAGUUCCCAGAAAUGACAUGUUCCUUGGUUUUAGAGAAAACUGCCGACAGAAAACCUGAUAAACUUCGCCUAUUUGUAGUAAACAAAUCUCUGUUGCAUGUUCACAAUGAACUGUCAUCUUUUAAAAGAAGCAUACUGAACAUCUUACCGGUUGAUGCUUGUCCUGAUUCAGUACAUACGAUUUCUCACCUUCCAAUGACAGCUCAUGGAAAGGUUGACAGAGGCUCCCUGUUAGUUGAGGCUCAGAAAAGAACAAAGCUAGUGGACAUGUCUAUGAGAGAGUUUUUAAGAUAUGCCUUGAAUGAAGUCUUGGGAGUCACUGAAACCAAUGGUGAACAGAAGAUUUUUACUGACAGUGAGGAAAGACAGGCUGAUGGUUUGUUUCAUGUCAAACAAAGAGAUUUUAAGGAAGAUGACAUGUUUAUUGCUUGUGGUGGGUCAUCUCUUAAUGCGGUAAGGCUUGUGGAUCUAAUUGAGACAUUUGUUACUGAAGAGAAGGAGACAGAAGUUGAUCUUUCAGAGUUAUUGGACAUAAUUUUAACAAAACCCUUUGGUGCCCUUUGUGGCUACCUUGAGAGAAAACUCAAUAUCUUUGAUAAAGGAAAGGAUCUGGACUCCAAGGAGACACAUCAUCUACAUCAGGAUGCAAAUGCUCUUACAAAUACUCUUGUAAUUAGUGUUCCUUCUGAGCAAGUGCCUGUUCUUCCAGUGAAGAGAAAGUUCUCAACUCUAGCUGAUGGUGCCUCCCUUUAUAAUAAUGAGGCAGCAAAAAAGAUCCAGGGAGUAGAAGAAAGUGAAGACUCUAGCACAAAUGCUCCAUCCAGUGUAGCUGAUGUGAAAACCUGUUUUUGUACUGUACAAAGACAAAACCAGUUUACCAUUUGUAACAUCUGUAAACAAUCAACACCAAGCAUAGAUAGGCUUGUGGCAGGCAAGGCACAAAUAUUUCCUGCCGGUCUAACCAGUGUUCAGGCUGGUAUGAUAUCCUGUGAGGCUGGACCAUCACCAGUGAUGACCAAGGUCUCUAAGGAGUUCUCCUCUUCUGUCCAAGAUCAUAAAGUUCCCAGGAAUGUCAACCUAGAUACAGGAAAUUUUAACAAUGCCAAAGGAAAAGUUUCUGUUUCUUGUCAGUGGCGAACUUGUCUGUACAAGUGUAUUGAUGCAUCACCUCUUGUGGUUCAUGCACCAGGGAGGUCUGAAGGAGAAGUUUUCAUUGGUUCUCACAGUCACAUGUUCAUGUGCAUCAGACUGAGUGAUGGCAAAGUCCUGUGGGAGAGUAGGCUGGGGGACAGAAUAGAAUCUUCUGCAGCUCUUUCACUCUGUGGUAGAUAUGUAAUAGUGGGUUGUUAUGAUGGCCAAGUGUAUGUACUCAACCGCUUCACCGGUGAAACAAGUUGGACAUUCCAAACAGGAGCAGCAGUGAAAAGUUCUCCUUGCAUUGACCCCCAGACUGGGGUGGCCUGGGUUGGGUCACAUGAUCACUAUUUGUAUGCCCUUGAUGUCACAAAUAGGCAGUGCAUUUCUGCAACACACUGCGGUGCAGGAUCUUGUUUCAGUUCUCCAUGUAUAAGUAAGAAACCUCAUUUAGUAUUCAUUGCUACACUAAGUGGCCGUCUUCUUGCAAUUGGUGCUACUGAACAUACAAUACUUUGGAGUCAGCAGUGUCCUAAGCCAGUGUUUGCAUCACCAUUAUUGACACCCAUUGGUAUAGUUUGCGCAUGCGUGAAUGGAUUUGUUUAUUGUUUUGACUUCCAGGGUAAUAAGCUAUGGGAGUUUGAGACACAAGCUUCAGUGUUCUGUUCAGCGACUUUGUACCAUGAUGUAAGAUAUGGUUCCAGGAUCUCACACUGUAUUUUUUUUGGCUCACAUGACAAAUCUGUGUAUUGCUUGUCACUAACUGGUGAGCACUUGUGGAGAUUUACAACUGAUGGGCCUGUGUAUUCAAGUCCUUUUGUAGCCAUGAUUGAGGAAAAUAUGUCUUGUCACACAAUGUGUAACGCAAGGCCUUGUGAUGAGCAUGAUACUCAAUUAGCAGUGUUUGCUUUGUCAAGUGUUGGAAGCCUGUAUAUUCUGGAUUUUUAUUCAGGAGUUCUUUUAGCUUUUUAUUCAUUGCCUAGUGAAGUAUUUUCUUCAUCUGUUGUAUUCAACAAUCAAAUUCUCAUUGGCUGUAGGGACAACUAUCUCUACUCACUUGGAAUAUUAACCCUUUAACUCCUCAAGAUCUCAUCAGUAAUUCUCCUUACUGUCUGCCACAUAGUUCUUAUGAUGUUAAUUUGGAGAAUUUGGUAUUGGAUCUACUAAUAAUUCCUAAUUAAUAUUUAUUCUCAUCACUUGUCUGCCUGAUAUUGUAUUGAUAUUGUAUGGAGAAAUUCUGUCUUGGUCACUUGUGGGAGUUAAAGGGUUAAAUGAAACUGAAGAGUAAGUAGUAACAAUGUUGACUAUAAAAAAUAUUUUUAUUUUCUUUUUACUCAUCUAAAAAUACAGCUAGAUUUUCAUUUUAAUUAAUUCCCAGACUGAAUUAUUUUUUCUGCAGACUUAAGA
Messenger RNA from Pocillopora verrucosa, 3991 nucleotides. The record is from RefSeq and is a predicted model, not a curated record. NCBI's taxonomy places the organism in Eukaryota, Metazoa, Cnidaria, Anthozoa, Scleractinia, Pocilloporidae.